AUGAAAGUAUCAACAUUAAUAAUUGUUUCUAUUCCAAUUGUUCUGGGAUUACAAAUUAAAGAUACCGUGGGUACAACUACAGAAAAUACAUUUUGGUAUCAAUUAUUUGGAACUCCUUCAAGAUCCCAACCAGCAGCAGUAGCCGCCACAGCAGCAGGUACAGAAGUACAAGGAUUUACACCGAUUUCUACGUCUUCUUCUUCUUCUUCUUCUUCUGCGGCUCCUUGGUAUCAAGGAUUAUUUGGGGUUGGCCGUACUACAUUAGGUCAAGUCACAACUCCAUCAAGAACAUCAACAACAACAACAACCUCAAAUCCAAUUGCUCCUACUACUUCAAUAGCUAAUAGCAACAAUUUAUUUGGAACCGAUACAGCCCCAACAACCACAACCACAACUAAUGCUAGAUCUAGAUCUAGAUCUACACCAGUAACAGUUUCGGGAGAUAAUGUUUUAACUUUAUUUGGUAAUCCAAAUUUAUCAACUGGAAAUGAUCAAUCUAAUUCUGUUUCUAAGACAACAGCAGAAACCACCACCACUUCACUGGCACCUUCUUCUUCUUCUAGAGUACAACCAACUGUUAUUAACGGUGGUGGUAGUGAUGGAGUAUUGACAUUAUUUGGAAAUUCAGAAGCAUUAUCCAAUUUUGAUUCGACAACUGUGGUUGAUUCCGAUAGUACUGCAAGAAUAACCCCAAUUGCAAGUGCAAGUGCCAGUUCUGGAUCAAGUACUAAGGAUAAUGAUAGUGAUAGUUCUAGUGCUCGUGGCAUUAAAUCUAUUCCUAAUUCAUCUGAAUUUCUUGCAUCAUUGAUCAAUGGUUUAGGCAGUGGUGGUGGUGGUAAUGGUAGUGGUUCAAAUACUAAUUCUUAUAAGAAUCAUUCAACAACUUCUACAACAUCAAAAUAUUUUAAUUCCAGUAGUACUGCUACCAAAUUAUCGUCAAGUAAAUCAAUUUAUUCAAAUUCAACCACUUCAAGAAGUUCUUUAUCUGUGUCUAGUAGUAGUACUGAUGGUGGUGGAGGAGCUAAUUUAUUUGGACUGCUUUUGAAUUCAGUUGCUGCUGUUUCAAGAACCUUAGCUGCUGAAUCUACAUUAAGUACAGGUACAACCACAACUUCAGACAGUGCCAAUUCUAAUACAAAGGAUUAUUCAAGUUAUUCUGGUACUAUUACAUCAUUUCCUUCAACUACGGGGAGUUUAAGUGGUGAUGGGAAUAAAUUAAUUGGUGGUAAUAAAUAUUUGAUUAGUUUUAUGUGGACAAAUUUGAUUUUAACCAUGAUUAUGCUUUUCACAUAA
Candida albicans SC5314 is the source of this 1293-nucleotide messenger RNA. RefSeq names its product Pga32p (gene PGA32). Bases 1 to 1293 code for a protein of 430 amino acids. The record is from RefSeq and is a predicted model, not a curated record. Lineage: Eukaryota; Fungi; Ascomycota; Pichiomycetes; Serinales; Debaryomycetaceae. The transcript has a single exon.